Ostertagia ostertagi is the source of this 225-nucleotide messenger RNA. NCBI's taxonomy places the organism in Eukaryota, Metazoa, Nematoda, Chromadorea, Rhabditida, Trichostrongylidae. The record is from the annotation of a GenBank genome assembly.
CAACGAGCACUUAGCAAAUUCGUACAGCGAUCAUUGCGAGCUGACGGCGUAUUCAUCCUUCACCUCAUCUCGAAAAACGCCGGUGACAUCAUAACAACCGAUAUUAUCGCCACAUUGUGGGGGAAAUUCCUCGAAGAUGAGGCCAAGGAAAACGAGAAUGCUGAAGCACCAUCACUUGAGGAUGUUGAUGGGUUCAAGGAGCGACUCGAAAAGCAGCCACUUAAC